Molecule: messenger RNA, 2883 nt
Organism: Aspergillus steynii IBT 23096
Lineage: Eukaryota; Fungi; Ascomycota; Eurotiomycetes; Eurotiales; Aspergillaceae
Exons: 2
Coding region: 1-2883 (960 amino acids)
Source: RefSeq, a predicted model, not a curated record
AUGAAGCUGCUUUGGCCUACUUCUCUUCUCUUUGUCAUCCUGACAACAGCCGAACCGUACCUUCUAUUCUCCUCCGGUAACAGCGAGUACCAACUCGCGAACACCACAGCUGCCCCGGCUGUAUGGGUCGCGAAGAACGAACCUGUCGGGGUCCUUCGAGCCGCGCACGAUUUGACCGGUGACUUUGGCCGCGUUCUCAGUGUCAAUGGCACCGUCGAGGUCUUCGAUCCCGACGCCCCCGAAUCCGACGGCAAAGCUGUCAUCCUCGCCGGAACGGUCGGCCAGUCUACGCUCAUCGACAAGCUGGUCUCCGACGGGACGCUCGACGUGUCUCAGAUUAACGGAACCUGGGAAUCGUACAUCGCUCGCGUCGUCCAGAGCCCCUUUCCCAAUGUUCCAUGGGCCCUCGCCGUGGCUGGUAGCGACCGGCGGGGCACCAUCUACGGUCUUUACGACAUCUCAGAGCAGAUGGGGGUCUCGCCUUGGUACUGGUGGGCGGAUGUCCCUGUGAAGACCAAGACUGGCAUCUGGGUGUCGCCGGAGGGCACGUUCCAGAAAUCCCCGUCCGUGAAGUACCGCGGGUUCUUCAUCAAUGAUGAGUCGCCGGCGCUCUCGGGCUGGGUCGGUGAGAAUUUUGGGGAUACGUUUAAUAGCGCCUUCUACCGGCGUGUCUUCGAGCUGUGUCUCCGGCUCAAGGGCAAUUAUCUCUGGCCGGCCAUGUGGGGCAAGAUGUUCUAUGUCGAUGAUGUUCAAAACGGGCAGCUGGCGCAUGAUUACGGGGUCAUCAUGGGCACGAGCCACUACGAGCCGAUGGCCAGGUCUGAGCAGGAGCAAAAGACUUAUCUGGAUGGAGAGUGGAAUUGGAGGGAGAACCGGGCAAACAUCGAAGCGUUCUUCCAGCAGGGAAUUGAUCGGGCGAAGGACUGGGAUACAAUGUGGACCAUGGGCAUGCGCGGAGAAGGGGAUGCAGCAUCUCCCACUUUGACGGCAGCUGAUCUGGAGGAGUUGAUUCAUGCGCAGCAGAAGCUACUAGUUGAUUCAUUCAACACGAGUGACCCCGCUAGCAUUGCUCAGACUUGGGUUCUAUACAAGGAGGUCAGUGACUACUACGCGGCGGGAAUGGAGGUGCCUGACUCCGUUACUCUUCUCUGGACCGAUGACAACUCGGGCAAUCUGAUCCGCGUGCCCAUUGCAAAUGAAACGUCUCGCGUCGCCGGCGCAGGCGUAUACUACCAUUUCGACUACGUGGGCAGUCCACGGAGCUACAAGUGGAUCAACACAAUCCAGCUCGUCAAGACAUGGGAGCAGAUGCAUCUAGCCUACCAGAAAAGCGCUCGGCAGAUAUGGAUUGCGAAUGUCGGAGACAUCAAGGGACUUGAGGUGCCCUUGACACACUUCAUGGAUAUGGCCUACGACAUGGAUCGCUUUACGAGUCCGGAUGCCACCACAGACUGGCUGCAGCAUUGGGCUGCAGGGGAGUUCAAUCAACGGAUUGCCAACCGGACGGCUGACAUUCUCAAUCAAUACGGAAUCCUUGUUGCGCGACGGAAGUACGAAUUACUCAGCCAGACCCCAUUUGCAUUCAGCACGAUCUACAAUGACGAAGCAGAGACAAACCUGGCCCAAUGGGAGACUCUACUGGCCCGGACGCAGAGCGUUUACAACUCCCUGGACCAGGCAACCCGAACACCCUUUUUCGAAAUGGUCUUGCACCCCGUGCUGGCCGGUAAGACCGUCGUGGAUCUUUACACCAAGGCUGCCUUGAACGAGCUCUACCAUCAGCAAGGGCGGACAAGCACAAACCGCCUUGCCCAGCAAGUGAGGGACUUAUUCGCUGAAGAUGCUGCGAUCACAGAGCGAUACCACAGCGUCAAAGAAGGCAAAUGGAGGCCGAUCAUGAAUCAAGCCCACGUUGGCUACAGUUCAUGGAACGACCCUGUCGAUAACACCAACGUGAUGCCGGCGCUGCGCUACAUAGCAGACUCACAGGGCGCUCAGGGCUUAGGAGUCGCCGUCCAAGGCACUGCGGCAUCUUACCCUGAUCAGGAAACCUUGCGCCUUCUUUCCAUGGACCCUUACAUGCCACCGACAGAGUCCCGGUAUAUUGACAUCUUCGCUCGGAAAAACACCACCCUGUCGUUCUCCAUCUCCUCCAACACCUCCUCCGUAACAGUGUCACCAUCGACCGGGUCGCUAUCUUCCCCUGGCAACGGAUCCGACAUACGCAGCAUCAUCACCGUCGACUGGACCUCCACCGAACCCGGUCUCUCCCACACCGAACUGAAGGUACAAGCCAGCGACGGGUCCACCGCAACCCUCGUCCUCCCCGUCAACCACACCGUCGUCCCAUCCACCUACACCGGAUUCAUCGAGUCAAACGGCAUCAUCUCCAUCGAAGCAAGCCACUACACCAGCGCCUCGGCCCAAAACGGCGUCUCGUACAUCAAACUCCCUUAUUACGGCCGGACCCGCUCCGCCAUCAAGCCGUGGCCCGUGACGAUGGGAACGCAAUCUCCCACCACCGGGCCAGCGCUACGAUACGCUCUGUACACCACGACGGCGUCGUCCCGCGCGCGACUGAUCAUCAGCCUAGGAGCCUCGCACAACCACGACCCCACGCGGUGGAUCAAAUUCGCCUAUUCGCUGGACGGAGCGACGCCUGUUACCAUUCGCCCUGUGUCGUCCGCCCCCCCGUAUAAGGAGGGACAGGCGUGGCAGCGGGCGGUGGUCGAGAACGGCUGGACGUCUGUGGUGGAGCUCGCGGGGGUGGUUGGGACGGGCGCGCAUGAGCUGUCGCUCUGGCUUCUGGAGCCCGGGGUUGUUCUGCAGAAGAUUGUGCUGGAUAUGGGGGGGGUAUCGGAGCUCGACGCUGGGUCCGCCUGA